AUGUGCAUGUGGGUGCAGGCGGGCGAGCGAGCGGCUUCUACAGUGAGACCGAAGCAGGAGCUCAGCCUUCGCCUGCGACCUGCAAUCCCCAGAUUCCCUGGGGACCUCGAAACUCCGAAUCGGAGGUACUCCCCCCCCACAGCCGCCCACCCAUUCCCUCCCCCCUUACCUCAGCACGCAGCCCCUCCCUGCGUGAUGAUGCAAAACCGUGGGGAGGGUGGGCGCUGGGAAGUGUGGGGAGAGCCUGAGAGCGAGCGAGGGUGGGAGGGAGUGGGCGGAGGAGGAGAGGGAGCCGAACGCGCAUUUAAAGCGAUAGCCAUCCUCGCUCUCUCCCCAGUGCUGGGCUGUUGGAGAGCUCGAGCUGCAAGCCACCGAGCGCGAGCUCGAGCGCGGUGCGCUGGCCGGGGAACCCAAGAGCGCACGGCGCCCCAAGCUGGCAGGCGCCGCGGGACCCCCCACCCUCGCCGGCUGCCCUUCCCCGGGCGCCCCUACCCUCCUCGCCCGCAGGAGACCCUGGGCUUCCCCGGAGGAGCUCACCCCAAGGGGCCAGGACUCCGGCGAGCCCGCCACCGUCCCCUCGAGUGCCGCCGCCACCACCGCAGCCGCGGGAGCAGCAUGGUCCAGCUGGGGAAGCUGCUCCGCGCCCUGACUUUGAUGAAGUUUCCCUGCUGCGUGCUGGAGGUGCUUCUGUGCGCGCUGGCGGCGGCGGCGCGCGGCCAGGAGAUGUACGCCCCGCACUCCAUUCGGAUCGAGGGGGACGUCACCCUCGGGGGGCUGUUCCCGGUGCACGCGAAGGGUCCCAGCGGAGUGCCCUGCGGCGACAUCAAGAGGGAGAACGGGAUCCACAGGCUGGAAGCGAUGCUCUACGCCCUGGACCAGAUCAACAGCGAUCCCAACCUGCUGCCCAACGUGACGCUGGGAGCGCGGAUCCUGGACACUUGUUCCAGGGACACUUAGGCGCUCGAACAGUCGCUCACUUUCGUCCAGGCGCUCAUCCAGAAGGACACCUCCGAAGUGCGCUGCACCAACGGCGAGCCUCCGGUUUUCGUCAAGCCCGAGAAAGUAGUUGGAGUGAUUGGGGCUUCGGGGAGUUCGGUCUCCAUCAUGGUAGCCAACAUCCCGAGGCUU
Messenger RNA from Globicephala melas (long-finned pilot whale), 1128 nucleotides. RefSeq lists its product as uncharacterized. Gene Ontology annotation, molecular function: group III metabotropic glutamate receptor activity. Lineage: Eukaryota; Metazoa; Chordata; Mammalia; Artiodactyla; Delphinidae. Gene Ontology annotation, cellular component: plasma membrane. Gene Ontology annotation, biological process: G protein-coupled glutamate receptor signaling pathway; regulation of synaptic transmission, glutamatergic. The record is from RefSeq and is a predicted model, not a curated record.